This is a messenger RNA of Adineta steineri, 516 nucleotides long. Lineage: Eukaryota; Metazoa; Rotifera; Eurotatoria; Adinetida; Adinetidae. The record is from the annotation of a GenBank genome assembly.
AUGAACGACGAACAAUAUACGAUUCAUCAUAUUGAACAUAUUAGUUCACGUUCUUUCGAAGAAGUUAUUACUGACUUUGGGACACUUGUUGGAAAUGUUGAAAAUGGUACCUUUAGACGAUUGUCAGCAGCAGCAAAUAAUGAAGGAGAUUUCAGUAAACGUGUACGUGAACAUGAAGGAAAGAGUGGUUUUAUGCAGUUUCUAUUAGUUGAUCAUGGUUCAUGGUUACCUCAUGUGGGAAUUAAUGGAAAGAAAGCACGUAUGUAUACAAUUGGCAAUCCAUUAAUAGCUGAGACAAUGCUCAAAUAUGAUAUACGCGUUGGAUUAAAUGUACCUGUUCGCUUGUUCAUUUACGAGAACAGCAGUGAUAAUACUGCUCGACUUGCUUAUGAUCUACCAUCAUCGUUAAUGAGCCGAUUGAAGAAUGAAGAAGUUACAAUAGCUGUGCAGAAAUUGGAUGCAAAACUUGGAGAUUUAUGUGAAAAUGUAGCAAAUGCAUUUAAACGACAAAACUAA